UUCCACUCACACGAGUCCCUCCAGAACCCCUCCCAUUUUUUCAAUUAGUCCCUGAUGGGUGGAGUAAUGCAAUCAGGAGUAAGAAGAGCUGACAGGAGGCCCACAGCUCAGUCUGCCCCGACUCCACACAGACACCUCCUCGGACCAAAGGUGACCACUCACACUCAAAAUGACAGAACGCUAUGACUGCCACUACUGCAAAGAAUCCCUGUUUGGGAAGAAAUACGUCCUGAGAGAGGAGAACCCCUACUGUGUGAAAUGCUACGAGAGCCUGUACUCCAACUCCUGUGAGGAGUGCAAGAAGCCCAUUGGCUGCAACUCCAGGGAUCUGUCCUACAAGGACCGCCACUGGCACGAGGAUUGUUUCAAGUGCUUCCAGUGCAAGCGCUCACUGGUGGACAAACCUUUCUCCACUAAAGAUGAGCAGCUGCUCUGCACUGAGUGUUAUUCCAAUGAAUACUCCUCCAAGUGCCACGAGUGCAAGAAAACCAUCAUGCCUGGCUCCAGGAAGAUGGAGCACAAAGGGAACAGCUGGCAUGAGACUUGUUUCACGUGUCAGCGAUGCCAGCAGCCAAUCGGCACCAAGAGUUUUAUCCCAAAGGACAACCACAACUACUGUGUGCCCUGCUAUGAAAAGCAGUUUGCCAUGCAGUGUAUCCAUUGCAAGAAGCCGAUCACCACUGGAGGGGUGACCUACCGUGAGCAGCCCUGGCAUAAGGACUGCUUCCUGUGCACUAGCUGCAAACAGCAGCUGUCUGGACAGAGGUUCACCUCUAGAGAUGACUUCGCCUAUUGCCUCAACUGCUUCUGCAACCUGUAUGCCAAGAAGUGUGCUUCCUGCACCACCCCCAUCAGUGGUUUGGGUGGAAGCAAGUACAUUUCUUUUGAGGAGCGCCAAUGGCACAAUGAUUGCUUCAACUGCAAGAAGUGCUCCGUGUCCCUGGUGGGGCGUGGCUUCCUCACUGAGCGUGAUGACAUCCUCUGUCCUGAAUGUGGAAAGGACAUCUAA
Boleophthalmus pectinirostris (great blue-spotted mudskipper) is the source of this 1009-nucleotide messenger RNA. RefSeq names its product four and a half LIM domains 2a (gene fhl2a). The transcript is spliced from 6 exons. Lineage: Eukaryota; Metazoa; Chordata; Actinopteri; Gobiiformes; Gobiidae. Gene Ontology annotation, molecular function: transcription coregulator activity. The coding region runs from base 170 to 1009 and encodes 279 amino acids. The record is from RefSeq and is a predicted model, not a curated record. Gene Ontology annotation, cellular component: nucleus; Z disc.